AUGAACGGCAAGCUUUUGCCGUCUACCAGUAAUCUAAAUCAGUCAAAGGGGUCCUAUACCACCGCAACGGUCGAGUGUCGACAGUCUCUGCGAUCGAUACAAAGUGACUACGCGCGAUUCAAACAGAAAACGCCAGUGAAGCGGGUGUUUGAUCCAAUUAGUGAACUUUAUUGGACGUACUAUGAAUGUGCGAAAACAAGGAAGACCAGGGAUUCUGACAGGGGUACUGCGGAACUACCAACCGUAGUACUCCUUCACGGCAUCUGUGGUACUGCUGGAUGUUAUUUCUAUGUGAUGAACAAGCUCUCUGAGGCAGGAGUAAGAUGCAUAUCCGCCCAGUAUCCGGAGUACUACUCCGUAGAGGAGUGGAUCUCAGGACUGUUGCACUUUCUCGAGUACCUUAAAUUAUCGAAGCCAACGGUCUUUGGAAGUGAUUUGGGUGGCUAUUUGUUACAACUUUUCGUUGAAAAGUAUCCAGAGAGCGUUUAUUCGAUGAUACUAUGCAAUUCAUAUCGCAGAACUGAUUGUUUCAGUAGCUCUCCAGAUUUGAGAGGCUUAUAUGGACGGUGGUACUCCGUGUUGCCGCACAUGAUAUUGCGCAACAUAUUCGUCGAAUCAUAUAUAUGUCCGAAAAACUAUCAUGGUAUCCCAAGAGUUUCCGUCAUGGAACAGCUGGCACGUGAGUUCAUGGCCAGCGAACUCGACCAACUAACUGCAAGUGAUCUAGGCAGCAGGAUAUCGUUGCAAAUGUCUACGGAAUAUGUCGGUGAUUUUGGCUUGCAAAGAAUGCCGCACAGUAAAAUACUCAUUAUCGAGACAAAUAAUAACAACACACCCGAAGAACUAAAUGAAGAAAUGCGAACAGCAUAUGCGGACGCGAAGAUAGCAACCAUGAAAAAUGGUGGCGACUUUCCAUACCUAACUAAGCCCGAGGAGAUUGUGACUUUUGUGAUGGUACAUCUUACAAAUGUGAGAAUUGUAAAAGUCACAGAUGGUGAAAGUGAAUCUGUAGAGAGAACAGUUUCUUGUAAGGAAUCUCAGAAUUCCCAUGAAUGCAGGGUCUCACGAAUGGCGUCGGAUUCGUCUUAUAGCUCAGUCAUUCCGGCCCAGUAUUCAUGGGACAUGAACGAACCCCUGUCACCAACACUUUCUGAUGGUUGA
Messenger RNA from Babesia sp. Xinjiang, 1161 nucleotides. Its product is annotated as Maspardin. The coding region runs from base 1 to 1161 and encodes 386 amino acids. The record is from RefSeq and is a predicted model, not a curated record. The transcript has 5 exons. Lineage: Eukaryota; Apicomplexa; Aconoidasida; Piroplasmida; Babesiidae.